UAAGUGCAAAGUAGUUCAAUUAACACCAGAAGGGAGAAAAUUUUGUUGUAUGACAUUUUGAAGAUAAAAGUAGGGAAAGACAUGGCUGCGUGAUAUACAUUUUUAAUAUCCCCAUCUUAUCCCCACUGUAAUUACGUAAUAUGUAAAGAGUUUGUGGUUAGGAGGGCGUCGCUGAUAACUGCGAUGUCAGUUUUGCGUUAGAAACCCAUCUGCAGUGAUGCAAAGUGAAGAUGUUUACUCGCGAAAAUUUUAUGAUAGGGAAUGGAGAGUUAAGUAGCAGUUCUGUGUGACAGUUCAUAAAGCCAACCGAAUAUUGGGCACGAUAAUUCCUUACGUUAGUGCGUCAUUAACUUGUAUUAUGCGGUUUAACGACAAAGAGUUAGUUGAUGUUGGAACAGGACCAGCGGAAUUAGAAGGUAGACUCAAUCAUCGUCGUGCGACGACCGGCAAUUUUAAUCAGUCAGGUUUCAAAGAACGAUGGUUCAAGCUAAAAUCUAACCUACUGUUUUACUUUCGGAUUAAUGAACUUGGAAAAAUUGAUUAUAAAGAGCCUUUGGGUGUCAUCAUCCUGGAAAACUCAAAUGUCCAGUACGAACUUAGUACAGGUGUACCAUUUUCAUUUUCAUUGAUAUUUCGUGAUGAUCCAGAGAAAAAGCAUUUCUUUUCUGGCCGAUCUGAGUCCCACGUUAACCAGUGGGUAAUGGCAAUGAAACAUGCAUCGUACGAGUACUGGAGAUCACAGCUAAUACUGCUUCAAACUAAACUCAACAGUUUGACUGGGAAAGACCCAUUGUUGAUGUAUCCUCACAAUGAGGGUGUGGUAAGAGAUAUCCAGGCACCAGGUUCCCCACUUGCAGAAAAAAAGCUGCAUUCAAAAACUGCCAGUUUUCAGAGUCAUAUGCAAAAUGUUGGUAACAAAGCAUUAGAAACUUUCAAAAGUCAUUGUCAGGAUCUCUUUGAAAGUGACAAUGAACAAGAAAAAGCUGUUCAAGAAGUACAAAAUCUAAUUGAACUAUAAGUUACAGAUAUAUUUUACCUCAUACAAUAUUUAUUUUUCAUCCGGUGACUGUAUUUAUAAGUAAGCAGAUUUUGAAUGGAGUACAAUUUCAUCAUUGCAAACAUUAUCAUUUUCAGAAGAUCUCUUGUACACUUGAUUCUCCUUCGUAGCAUUUAAGAUACAUUAUAUCAGCUGAUCUCUUGUAUUUAAUUCUUUAUUAUAAUUGCUAGGGCAGUGAUUGGUCUCAGCAUCUCCUAUACCUUAUUGUAAUUGCUAGGCAAGUUAAGCAGAGCCUGUUCAUUUUGUGAUAAAACUGAUAAAAAGGGAACAAUCAUUUUUGCCUAACAAGUUGCAUUUUACUGGAUGUAAGAAAAUAUAAAUUGUAUGUUACAUAGGAGAAAUAUACACCCACCUGAAAUACACAUCAGUUGCUAGGAAUUUAGGGCCAGGAGACUGAAAGAGGGCAGAGUAUGUUCUCUUUUUAAGAGAUUAACACCUUGGGAAAAUUGGUGAUGUCUGGCUGAGGUGGAGAUUGGAAGAGUGUCAGUGUGAGAGCUGGUGCUAACACAAUGGUGAGGUGUUCAGUAACAAAGUGCCAAAUGUUUCAGUCCUCAUUUUUUCCAAAUGGUGAAUUGAAAAUGGGGAAAUAUAGCUAUCAGAUUUAUCUACAUUUUAACUGAAAAUUAUGGGGAGACAGGCAUGUAAUCGUCAGCAAUUCAGUGAAGAGCAGAAAAACAUUUGGGAAAGAGUGUGAGCAAAGGCCUGUGAUGUUAAAUUGAAGAAUGUAUUGUUUUAAGUGCACUGUACUAUUUCUGACCAAAUAAUUUAUCUGUCCUAAUAAGAAAGACAUUAAAUAUUUUCACACUUCUGUCA
This is a messenger RNA of Schistocerca piceifrons (Central American locust), 1870 nucleotides long. Its product is annotated as pleckstrin homology domain-containing family J member 1-like. The record is from RefSeq and is a predicted model, not a curated record. The transcript is spliced from 5 exons. Gene Ontology annotation, biological process: retrograde transport, endosome to Golgi; receptor recycling; endosome organization. Bases 359 to 1018 code for a protein of 219 amino acids. NCBI's taxonomy places the organism in Eukaryota, Metazoa, Arthropoda, Insecta, Orthoptera, Acrididae. Gene Ontology annotation, cellular component: trans-Golgi network; recycling endosome; early endosome.